This is a messenger RNA of Drosophila obscura, 1030 nucleotides long. RefSeq lists its product as uncharacterized. NCBI's taxonomy places the organism in Eukaryota, Metazoa, Arthropoda, Insecta, Diptera, Drosophilidae. The record is from RefSeq and is a predicted model, not a curated record. The transcript has 4 exons. The coding region runs from base 79 to 783 and encodes 234 amino acids.
GAAUAUACGUUCAAAUCCCACAAAAACAAACUGGACUUGCCCCAGAGAAAACAAAGCAAAAGUUUUCCCAGAGGAAACAUGAUGGACGAGCGCAGGCCAGAAGAAUCCGACGACAUGCCGACACUCGAUGUCUGUUCAAGUGCAAUGCUGCAGUCAGAGAAAUCGGAGUGGGUCCUCACCCCGUACCGGAGAAGAGCGGACAGCUUGAGGGCCCUUGGCACGGCUAUGCUGCGCUCCUGGCGCAGGCGAGGGGAAGAUAUGCGCCACUUGGAGAAGGAGGCUGAACAUUUCAAGAACCAACAUGUACAGAACAAGAGCACUGGGCGCGUGUGUAAAGCCCUGAUGCAGGUGGAGCACGAACGGAACGGCGAUCUGCAUCUGGAACUGAUGAUGUCCAAGCUGAGCACCAACGAGAUUCAAUCCUCCAUCCACAGUUUGACGGCAGACAAGGAAAAGCUGCAGCACGAAGUGGAGAGCCGUAAGAGAGAGCAUGACGAACUACAAGCAGUGGCAGACCAGCGUAAAAUAGAGCUCUGUGCCGCCAAGACGCAGCAGUGUUUGGACCAAAAUCGACUGUCGCAGGAGGAGGAGACCAUCAGCCAGCUGAGAAGAAAGAACGCGGAUCUCGACACUGAAGUCGCUACGCUCCGCAAGCUGCAGCUGGACCAUAAAACCACUGAGCAAUACUUGACUAAGGAUUUGGAGGGAGUUACGGAGAGGAUGAACACACUGCAAGAGGAAUUAAGCUAUCUGCAGGAUAGAGCGCGGGGAUGGAACAGUUAAAAGCGCCCAUUGAUGCAGCAGAAGCAAGAAGUUCGUGGAGGAAAAUGCGUUAAUAUAUUUCAUUACCUUUAUUAAACUAAAAAAUAUAUAUAGUAGAGUGAAGAAAAUUUGAGACAGCAAAAGAAUGGGCAAAUUGCUCGGCAAUGCCGCGUACAUGGAAGUGUUCUGAACAGCAAAUAUAUUACGAAAAUCCGAAGCUAAGCUACAAAGUUACUUAACCAAGAAAUUUUGAAAAUGGCUGACGUGG